This is a messenger RNA of Plasmodium inui San Antonio 1, 1971 nucleotides long. RefSeq lists its product as hypothetical. The transcript has a single exon. Gene Ontology annotation, molecular function: sphingomyelin phosphodiesterase activity. Bases 1 to 1971 code for a protein of 656 amino acids. The record is from RefSeq and is a predicted model, not a curated record. Lineage: Eukaryota; Apicomplexa; Aconoidasida; Haemosporida; Plasmodiidae.
AUGGAUAACUUAGAGGCCCCUACAAAGACAAAACUAACUAUUAUGUCGUACAAUGUCCAGAUGCUACCCAUUCCUUUGGACCAUCGGUUAAAUUUAUCGAAGAGACAAGAUGCGAUAAUUGACUACAUAUGCUCCCUGGACGAUCUGCACAACAUAGAUAUCCUUGUCCUAAACGAAGUGUUCACAAAGAACUGUUAUGACAUGCUUACCAAAGGAAAGAUGAAGGAUAAAUUUCCAUACCAUACUGCUGUGAUUGGCACCAAGUGUCAGGAGUCUGGGAGGGGAAGCACCUCCAUCGUGGAGGUCGAAGAAGACGGAAUUUCGGGCACCAGUACCAAUGAGAGAACUGCAAACAAGAAGGCCGCUGGCGCGAGAGCCCCAGGCCCCAGUGACCUCAACAGUGAAGCCGUCAGCACGAAGUCACCGCCUCCCAAAGAGGAACCCUUGGAAGUUCCCACAUUAAGAGUAACCACUUCAAGAGAAGCCACCCGAAGGGAACAGGAAACGUCAUCCUUUAACACAAGUGACACAAACAGUAGCGACCAGGAGGAAGCAGAGGAGACGCUGAACCUGGAUUCCUGCGACACGGAGAAUGAGGGAGAUUCGGACUACAUUCUAUCGCUCAACUGCGGCCUUGAAAGGGAAAACAAAAUAGAAGGAAAGGCAAGCAGUCAAAAUUAUAAGGCGGUGGAGGAUAGCAAUGGGGUACCCAACCAGCGACGAAACGGGAGACGCUACGGGGGGGAUGACGCCACCAAAAGGGAAAGUACCAGCUGCGACGAAAAAGCACGGUGCAGUGAAACGGACGACGGAAUGGCUAUCCCUGAGAAAAGGCAGAAUCUGAGGGUUAAUCGCAGGGGGGCAGGUGGCGCAGACAAGCUUAUCCAGAAGUCGGGAAGUCUGCCAAGCAAUCCGUUGGAUACCCAAGGAACCCAUAAGGCUGGAAAUUCCGAACUCGUCACAGGAAUUUGCACUAGCGCCAAGGAAGCGAGCAAGAAGGAUGGUCUCGGGAAGGUCCCACAUGCGAAAGUAGAUGAGCGCAUUAACGAGGGCAGGAGUAGGAGGAACACAGCCUACUUUGAGAACAGCAACCGUGAUGGUAAGGUGAGCACAGAUGAUAGUAACGACGCUCAGGGAGCCUUCACAAACGAGUUUUGCGAUAUCGUCAGGAAGGCCAUAAUGAGCCCUUCUAGCAGUGUGAGCCGUGCAGAAAAUUUGAAAGGGAAAAAGUGGAAAGAUCAGAAAAAAAACAAAGAACAAAACAACCAGCAGAAUGUACCAAGCUUCGAUUCUGUGUCAGGAAAAUCAAAAUUCUAUCAAUUCCUAAACGGAGGUGUAAUGGUUCUGUCCAAGCACCCUUUUAUGCACAAACAUGCCUUGAUAUAUAGUAACUUUGUAUUUCCAGAGAUUUUCUGUACAAAAGGUGCCAUUUACGUAAAAGUUUGUCUUAAUAAGAAACCAGUGAAUGUGAUAGCGACCCACUUGCAAGCAGGAUAUGGAAGUUAUUGGCAGAAUUGCAGAUGGAGGCAAUUGAAUGAGUUGAGUAAUUGGGUGUAUAAUGGAACACCAAGUCUUCACAUAAAAAAAAGGGAGCCCCUUUUUUUUGUUGGCGAUUUUAAUAUUAGGUAUCAUCUAGAUAAAUUAUUCUUUGAUAGAGUACUGUCCAGUAGUUGCUUAAACAGCUCCGUGACGAAAAAGUCACUCCAGACGACUUUCGAUUCUUACCUGAACGACUACUGCAUGCAUAUGGAGCGUGAUUACUCCUUUAAAAAUAAGGACACGCUAGAUUACAUAUUGGUAAAUAACGACACCGAUGUGGAGACCCUCGUACCACAGACGGCCAUUCAGAAGAAGUACAGGCCAAUUCAUAUCAUAAAAUCGUGGUUGGGCCUUAUUCCUUACAGAUGUCUUUAUACUUAUCACCCCAGUGACCACUUUCCAAUAUAUGGCACUUUCUAUAUUCCGAAUUAG